Messenger RNA from Pangasianodon hypophthalmus (striped catfish), 1774 nucleotides. It is a transcript of the gene eva1c, whose product is annotated as eva-1 homolog C (C. elegans). NCBI's taxonomy places the organism in Eukaryota, Metazoa, Chordata, Actinopteri, Siluriformes, Pangasiidae. The coding region runs from base 469 to 1722 and encodes 417 amino acids. Gene Ontology annotation, cellular component: extracellular region. Gene Ontology annotation, molecular function: carbohydrate binding; heparin binding. The transcript is spliced from 8 exons. The record is from RefSeq and is a predicted model, not a curated record.
AGAGUUAUGUUAUUCUUUUAAACGUUGAAGCGUGACAGGAGUUACGGUACCGUCGAUGGAAGCUCACAGCAGAACUCAGCUCUGACGGAAAAAGCAGGAAAACCACCUGACUCGCUGGGAAACGACCUUUACAGGACACGUUUCACUUGUUGCGCACUUGUUAUUUUCUCCCACUGGGACCGAGUUACUCUGAAACAUGCGUCUCUCUGUCAUCCGCGGAUGUUCUGGCUCCGAGCUCACGGUCUGAGUGAAUCUGCUAAAGCACCGCGUGUGAGACAAGGCACACAUUCCUGAAGCUGAAUAUAAUACCGGACAUCUGUGAAAGGCACAAUCAGACAGGACAGGUUAUUAGAAAAUCCCUGAGCUAAGCGUAGGCGUGCUUUUUUUUUAAAAAAAAAAAUAUUGGAAUUCUUGGCCAAAUCGCUGCUGGAUGGCUUUAAUGGAGCUUUAACAGAAAGUCCGGCGCUGAUGAACGUGAACAUGAUGUCGGCGGAGUCUGCGAGCGGCUGCGGUUCCCACAGAGCCGGCGGCUGGAGCUUGCACAUUCUCUACAGCGUUCUCCUCCUGGGGAGUGAGGAAAUGCACGGACUCUCCGACUUCUCAACUUAUUUAUUCAGGAUCAUCAUCAGUCACUCAGCACAUGCCCGUGAUGGUGAGCUUCUGCUACUUUCUUGCCCCCGCCACUCCACCAUCUCUGUGCAGUCUGCCUUCUACAGGCCGCACGCACCUCUCACAUACUGCAAUGCACCUACAGCACUGCAGAAGAUGCUAUCAGAAUGCCAAGGCCGGAGAAACUGUCAAAUCUUGGUUAAUUACCGCCUGUUUGGCAGUGACCCCUGUCCUGGAACCACCAAACACCUUCAUGUGUCAUAUAGCUGCAAACCCAUGGAAACUAAAAACAGAACAAGAUGUGAGGGAGAUCAAAUGCUGCUUCACUGUAAGUACCCAAAAUUACUGAACAUCUACUCGGCCGUGUAUGGGCGGGAACUGGGAGAGAAAGCAGCUUGUCUUACAGAGGAAGAGCAACCACCUCCCUUUGAGUGCUUGUAUCAUGGAGCCCUAGACACAGUAAAAAACUUGUGCUAUGGAAAGCAGCGAUGUCUUUUUAUCAUUAAUGAUCAGCAAUUCAGAAAUCCCUGCAUGCCUGAAACAAAGAAGUACCUCAGUGUUGUCUACUCAUGCGUUCCACAGAGUUUACUCAAAGAGGCUGACCCCAACUUUUUCCAAACUACCACAAUUCGUCAGGAGACCACCAAGGCCGGGAAACAUCCAGAUGUCAGAGAGUCCAGAUUGCCAGAAAAAAAUGGCAUCCUUGUGAGCAACUCUCUUAUGGCAUAUGGAUACAUAAUAGAACAUCCUGAAAAGGCUGGCCUGCUCUUCGUCUCGAGUGUGUGUCUGGGACUGUUCCUUGUCUUGCUGGCCAUCUCUAUGAGGAUAACCUGCUCCAGGCAUCUUGAAGGAGUGAGCUGUCUACACAAGAAGACAGCCACUGUGGAACCAAAAGACGAAGAUGAUGAUGAAGACAGUGAUGAUGAAGAGUCAGAGCCAUUGAUGGACAGCUCAGUGAUGUCAGAGGUAGGCAGGAAGGUGUAUUGUUGGGAAGAGGCAAUGUACACGACUGAGGCAGCAGAACUGAUCGAGAGGCUGGAACGACGAGAGAUGAUCAUCCAGGAGAUCAGGAUGAAUGCAUACCUCAAUGGCACUUCCUGCACUCUGCACUGAUACACACCAGCUGUUUUGCUGGCUAAAAGGAUGAAUACAUGUGAACGUGUUG